Molecule: messenger RNA, 429 nt
Organism: Annulohypoxylon maeteangense
Lineage: Eukaryota; Fungi; Ascomycota; Sordariomycetes; Xylariales; Hypoxylaceae
Product: YggU-like protein
Exons: 2
Coding region: 1-375 (124 amino acids)
Cellular component (GO): cytoplasm
Source: RefSeq, a predicted model, not a curated record
AUGGCUACGCGUAACGCCAUAAGUCUCGUCCAAAAAUCAAAGACUUCAGCCCCAGAGUUCCUACAGCUACGAUGUCACAUCCGACCAGGCGCUAGUAAAGUGCGAGAGGGAGUUGCCGCCGUUACAGACGAGUGCAUCGAGAUGUGUGUAUCAGCUCCACCACAAGACGGGAAGGCGAAUAAAGCUGUAGUUGAGAUCCUGAGUGAGAUCCUAGGCGUCCCAAAAUCAGACUUACAAAUCACACACGGGAUGAAGAACAGAGACAAGACCAUCAGCAUCGCCAGCGCCUGCUUCCGGCGCGGGAAGGACAUAGAAGGUAGCGAAGACAUAAUAGCCAUGGUCAGAGAGAAGCUUCUCAGUCAAGAGUCAUCAUAACCAACACCACCACGAUAGCAGCGUUAAAAAGAUGAUAUUCGCUACCAUUCAUUA